Molecule: messenger RNA, 152 nt
Organism: Sphaeroforma arctica JP610
Lineage: Eukaryota; Ichthyosporea; Ichthyophonida
Exons: 1
Source: RefSeq, a predicted model, not a curated record
GACACGCUGCUGCACUCCCGCGCGUACCAGGUGGCGGUGGACCAGUACGGCAGCAAGUGCAACGAGGCUCUCAGCAGCUUCAUUGAGCUGAUCUCCAGCUGCCAGGAACUCGAUGAGGCAAUGCACUCGGUGUACGAUCUCGAGAAGAUGAC